This is a messenger RNA of Toxotes jaculatrix (banded archerfish), 2985 nucleotides long. RefSeq names its product RAB40B, member RAS oncogene family (gene rab40b). Lineage: Eukaryota; Metazoa; Chordata; Actinopteri; Toxotidae. Gene Ontology annotation, biological process: intracellular signal transduction; protein localization to plasma membrane. Gene Ontology annotation, cellular component: plasma membrane; endosome; synaptic vesicle. The record is from RefSeq and is a predicted model, not a curated record. Gene Ontology annotation, molecular function: GTPase activity; GTP binding. The transcript is spliced from 6 exons. Bases 441 to 1301 code for a protein of 286 amino acids.
GUGGAGGGAGGGAGGCCGGAGACCUGCGAGUUUGUCCUCGUCAGUCCGGAGUCCAGGAGUCUCUGUGAACUGUCUCCGGAGGAUUUUAAUUUCCUGCGUAAAGGCGCGCAGUGCGUCCUGCGCGCGCUGAUGGCACAGAGUGCGCGCGGGUCUGUGUAACCUCGUGCUUGGACACUUAUCGGUGUCGCUGAUUCACGCUGGACACUUGUGGCUCUCCUGGACACUGUCCGAACCUGGAGACCGAACUGUCUCUUCCAUGUAAACACGCGCCGUGGACCGCGGAGGGACUUUAACCGUCGCGGGUUUGUUCCUGUGGACUUUACGCGUCUCUGUCUCUGUCCCUCUCGCUGUGGACCGGGAGGAAGAGGAGGCGACGUUAGGCUGCAUGCUCCCGGGUCUCGUCUCAUGAUGGGACACGGCAGCUGUCAUCUGCAGCGAGGAUGAGCCACAGAAGCAGCCCGGCCAGGGCGUACGACUUCCUGCUCAAGUUCCUGCUGGUGGGGGACAGCGACGUCGGGAAGGGCGAGAUCCUGGCGAGCCUGCAGGACGGAGCCACCGAGUCCCCGUACGGAUACAACAUGGGAAUCGACUACAAGACGACCACCAUCCUCCUGGACGGGAGAAGAGUCAAGCUGCAGCUGUGGGACACGUCUGGUCAGGGACGAUUCUGCACCAUAUUCAGGUCCUACUCCAGAGGAGCACAGGGAGUUAUUCUGGUGUACGACAUCGCCAACCGCUGGUCCUUUGAUGGAAUCGACAGGUGGAUCAAAGAGAUAGAUGAGCAUGCCCCAGGGGUGCCUAAGAUCCUGGUGGGAAACCGUCUCCACCUGGCCUACAAGCGUCAGGUGACCACGGAGCAGGCGCAGGUGUAUGCGGAGAAGCUGGGUGUCACCUUCUUUGAGGUCAGUCCGCUGUGUAACUUCAACAUCACCGAGUCGUUCACCGAGCUCGCCCGAAUCGUCCUGAUGAGACACGGCAUGGAGCGUCUGUGGAGGCCCAACAAAGUCUUGAGUCUUCAGGACCUCUGCUGCCGCUCCAUUGUCUCCUGCACCCCCGUCCACCUGGUCGAUAAACUCCCCCUCCCUCUGGCUCUCAAGUCCCACCUGAAGUCCUUCUCCAUGGCCAAUGGGCUCAACGCCCGUAUGAUGCAUGGACGCUCCUACUCCGUCACUGCCAAUGCCGACCACCACGGCGCCACCAAGAGGACGGGGGGGACGCUGCUGAAAAAACCCAAACUGAUCCGACCGCCUCCCCUCAGCCCGUCUGCACAAAGCUGCAGAAACAGCUGCAAAAUAUCCUAACAGCUGGACACAUGGACCAGAUGUUGUGUCAGUAAACGCACCACAGCCUGUUUUCAACGUGUAUGACACCGGAAACCCAUCUGGUCUUUAAGGCUGAGGAGACGGUGUCCAGGUUUGACCUCCUGCUGCUCGUCACUGUAGUGAGUGAACAGCAGAAAAAGAGGAAGUGGAACCAAAAUAAAAGCUGUCAGCAGUUUGACUUCAGUCACAGGAACAGCGAGCUGAGGUCCUGCCGCUUUUCACAUUCGCCUCUGUUCAUCAGUCACAGGCGGGCUUAAAACGCUGUCUUCACGGGUCCAAAAUGCUGGAUCCGGUCUGAAAACACGUCCUGAUCCGAAACAGAGCUGAGGCUCGUCAGAAGCAGUCUGCAAAGACCAAACCACAGACUGACUGGACCUGACCGGACCUGACUACAUCUGGACUGAGCCUGACUUGGGUCCUGGGUCUGGUCCCACAGAAACCUGUCAAAUAUGUUAUUAGCAUUCAGCAGCUGCUGAAGCCUAAAACACGUAGAAGCUGUAGUUUGGGAACAGUCCUGAUUCACGGUGAAGACCGUGGCAGCUGGAGUGGUUCAGAUGUUGAGAAAUUCAUGUUUUGUCUUUGUUAAAUUUAAAAAUUAAGGUUUUUGGAUGAAAUCAGCUUUUCCACAAAGAUAAAUAACAGAAACACUCCAUGGGAAAUUUCUUCCACAGAUGAGCAGGAAGUGGAAAAAAAUCCAGCUGAGCUUUGUUUAAAAAAACUUUUUUUGAUGUUCGCUGAGUUUCUGGCUCAGUUUGUUUGUUUGAUAUGUUUUAUGUUCUCACGUGGACACAGAGAGGACAGUGUCUUUAACUAAAGGGUCUUUGUCUUUCUACAGCCUCAACAUAUUAAAGCCACUGUCAGGAAAAAAAUAUUUAAUGUUACGACAAAAAAAAUCCUAAUGUUAUUCUAUGAUGAAACAUUAAGUCAGUUAUACUGUCAGACUGAAAUUUUAUUUCAGUUUGUCUCAUUCAAACUUUUUUAUUUAUAAAAUAACUUUAUUCAUGAAGGAGGUUUAUAGUAAAGCGUUUGUCUCACAGAGCAGUGACUAACUUUUUUACCAGUCACUUUUUUCUAAUAACUUCAGGAUUUUUUUUCUUACAAUAUUUAAAACAUAUUCUUGUUUUUUUUUUCUUGCCAGUGGCUUUAAUACUCAGAGACACGCAGAGCUGGACUUUUUAAGCGGCCUGUAGUGAUGAUGAGUUUUUACCUGCAGGACGUCACUGAGCCUCACAGACUCGUCUUUAUAACUGACCACAGGUGGAACUUUCCUUUAACGGUGAGUCAGCGUGUUCACAGUCACACAUCUUCCUCCUCAGGAUGUUUUCUACAAAACAGACUCAUGGACGAUACACACACACACACACACACAUUUGUACAAGCACUACGGGCACUGUAUUUUGCACAGUGAAAUCCGUGAAUACACUAAAUCUCUGUCUGAGAUGAUGGUGUGUGUGCAAUAUUUGUACGUGUUGUAAAUGUAACUUUGAUAUGAUGAUGAUGAUGAUGGAGAAGCUGCAGGGUUUGAACGUGUGUUAUAUUUUCCUUGAGUGACACCUGUACCAAAGACUCACCUGCCGCCCACAGAGGAGGAACAGAAAGGUGUUUGCACUGUUUAUCAAUGUUCAGUAAGAAGCACCUUUACAAUAAACUCAGCUCACCGUGA